This is a messenger RNA of Brugia pahangi, 3354 nucleotides long. The record is from the annotation of a GenBank genome assembly. NCBI's taxonomy places the organism in Eukaryota, Metazoa, Nematoda, Chromadorea, Rhabditida, Onchocercidae.
AUGUGUGAGUGUAUUCCAUCGCUGAGUAUGCCAAUCGCGGGCUAUUGGGCUCUUCGCGGUGGUUUUACACCGCGAGCAAAUCCCAGAUAUCCAAAUGCUCACUUCCCACAGCGGGACAUGUUUCGGCAGCCACGUAGCGAAUUUUUUGUCAGUUUUUAUCAUCGUUCACAAGAAAGCGCCAAGAUGUUUGAUGCCAUGAAACGACGGGUAGAACUUGCUUAUGAACAGCGUCGUAAGUCAGAAGCAAAUCGGUUGCAAAAAGCUACAAAUGGAAACAUGAUGCAAUACUUGGAACGGAUUCCAUUAUCGAAAAAUGUUACGUUGACAAUCGAGAUACCAAAUGCCGAACAUGCCGGCAUGAUAGAGCGAAUGGAAGCUUGGUGUGAUGAAGAUUCAAUACCACAAAUUAUGCAAGAUACUGGUGUACUCAUUCAGUUCCCUGAUUUGGCGCCUGAUGCUAAAAAUGCCAAUGAUUAUGUAAAUAGAGUAACGUUAACAGGACCGUUGGCGAAUGUUGAACAAGCCAGGAUUCGAAUUAGAAAUUUUACACCUGUAGCAAUCAGUUUUCCUCUAAAGACAUUGAAACCUAAUAUAUUAAUGAAGGACGUAAAAAGUGUUAUUGAUAAAGCGAUUGCAGAAAAAUUAAUUAAUUUUCCUAACCUUGAAAUAAUGGUGCAGUCAUCACAGUUGUCAAAGGAUCCCGUUCCAUCGUGUGUUGUGCGUGGUGUACCAUCGCACGAAGGAGAUAUAUGUAAUGCCUGUACAGCUCUUCAUCGAUUGCUGCUUGAUACUACAAACGACAGCGAACAUGGUUCAGCAAAGAUAUUUUCAACAGUAAUGGAUAUACCAGCUGUGCAACAGCUAGCUGUUACGGGAGUACCAGACGGAUAUUUGAUACGAACGAUAAGUUUAGAAACAAAUGCUAUCAUUUAUUUUCCAACUGUGGCAGAUCGUCAUUUUGGAGCAACCGUAUUUUAUCUCUAUGGUUCUGUGCAUGCUAUUAUGAAAGCCAGGAAAUAUAUUCAGGGUCUUUUACCUGUACGUCUAAUUUUUGAUGUGGAAAAUAAUGACUUACUUUCUCCGGUUGAUGCAUCAAAUCGAGAGUUGUUCUUGCGUGAUGCAGAACGUGAUUUGACAGUUAUGGUGAGGAAAAGUCGCUUAGAGGGAGAGCAAUUAAUGACGGAUGAUACUUUACGAAAUAUCGUAACAAUUGAGUCUGAAGAACACAAUCUAACUAAUGUUUAUGCAAUGCGUCAUCAGCUUCUUCGGAAUAGUGCAUUGGAGAAUGAGCCAUUAGUCAUAACGAAAGAUUUCGACUUCUUUAAGAAUGAUUUUAAAGCACGAAUUGCUGAAAAUAAUAAAAUUAUUGCCGAGAAUUCAAGUGAUUCGCUGGCAAAGGCUUCAUCAUUACUUUAUUCCCAGUUGAAUCAAAAUAAACAGUCCAGCUCACUUCAAGCAGUAGCCGUUCUUUCACCACCUGCAAUAAAUGAUAUUGCUUCGUUGUUACCACCAAUGCAUAUUUGUCAAGAAAUAUUGCAGCCAUUGGCAAAUGAAAAUGCACCAAUCGCAUUAGCAGUUGGUGGCAGUGCUGCAAGACAGAGAAAGACGGAAGAAAGAGCGAUAACGUUUUCGGCUUCACCGUCAUCAAUUGUACCAAAAGGACGAAGUGCUUCAGGUGGGAUGAAUAUAUCUGUACCACAAUUUUUGGAUGUGUUUAGACAGAAUAAAAGUAAGAGUAUCGUAAUGAUUUCAAUUGACGAUUUUGAAAGACCAUUACCGGAUGUAUCUAUGCCACGAAAGAUGGAAUAUAUUCGAAAUAAUGAUAAGGCGUCUGCCAGUCAAAGUUCUAAUCAAUGUCCGGAAAAGUACGGUGCAGUUCCUAGCAAUGCUGAUUAUAAUUUAGCAGACAGCAGCACUACUUCGGGUAAUAAAACAGAAUCGGAGAAUUUGUACGAAAAGUCAUCAGUAUGUUUGCAGUCGUUUGUAUCUCAGUCACAGAGUUUGAUGAGUUCUGGAGCUAAUGUUGUCGAUGCAUUAAUCAGUGACCAAGGUUCUACAACAGUAGCAGUAGCCGCUGCCAUGCUUCAGAAUAGUCCGCCGCAGUGGUUUCAGUCAUCCGAUACAGUAGAAGCACUAAAAUCAGUUAAAUAUUUCAGGCAUAUUCCUCGAAUACAGGAGAAAAACACGAUCCCAGAAACAUUCGUAAAGGAAGCAGAUAUAGAGUACGCUCAAAUCUCAGUGAUGAGUUCUCCAGAAAAAACUUGGCAAACGAAGAAAAAUCUUCCAUUGAAGUCUUCAUUUAUGAAUAAGAAUUGUAUUCGUGAAUACGAUCGUGACAUGGGCGCCAGUACAACUAGUGACACAUCGCGAGAGUUAAUGGCAAAAGAAUCGGUAGAAACUUCAUGUGAUAUGCGCCUAUCAUCCUUAUCUGUUAAUCGCAAUGCCAACUCAUUAUAUUCAGUUUCAUGCGGCAACUUUGCACAAAAUUCUAAUAAGCAUCGAUUACAGUAUCAUAAUAAUGGUAAUACCGGUGAUGCAUAUAAUUAUCGAACAAAACGCCAACCAUUGAGAACACGUGAUACUACUGUUUGGGAAAAUUCGCAUUGUUCAUCAUCACAAUUUCAUCAUCAUUACACGCAUUCGAAUACACGUGAAAUUUUUCCAAGAAAGUACCAAGGACGAUCAACUUACAAUUCAUCGCGGUGGAAUUCCAAUGGUAUGGUACGUGGUGGCCGUACAGUGAGACGAUCGAUGAAUAAUUACUCCGGAGGUUAUAACUCAUCAUUAUCUUAUUCUCAGACAACCUGGACCUUUUCAUCAUCGAGUUACAAUGAAGGUAGAAGAUAUGAUAAUCGAGCAAUGACGUAUAUGCGUUUUAAAAGACAAUUUGUUAAUGGGGCGCAUUUGGAAGAAAGAGGGAAAUUUGAUCGACGAAGAGGACGAUAUGCUCCUUUCCAUGAAGAACAUCAGCAUAACUGUGUCUGUGAUCAAUUCCGAAAAGACUCUGAAAAAUUAAACAAUAACAUUAAUAACAAUGUUACAUCACCACCGAAGCUGUUGGUUAAAGCCAAAACUUACGCAGAUACAACGAAACGGGUUGAUAUUAUGGUACUGAUCGAUGAGGCACAAAGAAGUCAGAAUGAGCAAUCAUCACGAAGUGUACAGCACUUGAAUAGGCCACCAUUAAUGAUGAAGGAGUUGGAAAAAUAUACAGGAAAUGGUGAUAUCAGUUCGAAAUCACACACGGAUAUGACAAAAAAAGGCAGCACCGAGGAUGAGAAAAUUCAAAACAAAACGCUAAAUGUCGAAGUGAUGGUUAAACUGAAUUUCGAUGUCUAUUCGUCUGAUCCAUGA